Molecule: messenger RNA, 447 nt
Organism: Ylistrum balloti
Lineage: Eukaryota; Metazoa; Mollusca; Bivalvia; Pectinida; Pectinidae
Exons: 1
Coding region: 1-447 (148 amino acids)
Biological process (GO): DNA integration
Molecular function (GO): nucleic acid binding
Source: RefSeq, a predicted model, not a curated record
AUGUCGAAGGAUAUCGAACAAUUCGUGAGCGAAUGUAGUGUUUGUAAUGCUCAUUCAACCAGUCAACAGAAGGAGCCAUUGAUAAGUCAUGAGGUUACAGCGAGACCUUGGCAAAAGAUUGGGAUCGACAUAUUCACAUUGAACCAACGGGAUUUCCUAAUCACUGUUGACUAUUUUUCGAACUAUUUCGAAGUUGACCGUUUGCGCGACAAAACGGCGAAGGAGGUCAUUGGAAAGCUUAAACCGCAUCUCGCGAGACACGGGAUACUGGAUAUGACAAUGACUGAUAACGGCCAACCGUUUGGCUCCCAGGAGUUCAGCUGUUUUGCGGAAACAUAUGGGUUCGAACACUUAACGAGUUCUCCUCUAUACCCACAAUCCAAUGGAAAGGUAGAGAAGGCAGUCCAUACUGCAAAAAAGGAUCAUGACAAAGACCUUAGCGAAUGA